This is a messenger RNA of Colias croceus (clouded yellow), 1300 nucleotides long. RefSeq names its product cuticle protein 8-like (gene CPR129). Gene Ontology annotation, cellular component: extracellular matrix. The record is from RefSeq and is a predicted model, not a curated record. The transcript is spliced from 5 exons. Bases 129 to 533 code for a protein of 134 amino acids. Lineage: Eukaryota; Metazoa; Arthropoda; Insecta; Lepidoptera; Pieridae.
UCUGUCAAGGAGCCAGGAACUUUACAACCUUCAGGUUAUGGAGGGGCCCUUUAAAUACUUAGGUAUUGGAGGCUGUCUAGGCUAGAAUAGAAUUUAAUAUUACCGUGCGUGUGUGUUAUUUUGGUGCCAUGUUGCUUAUAACGUUGUUAGCCUCUUUGGGAGCAGCAGUAGCAGUGCCCAUUCAGUACAAUGCUAUUUACCAUUCGCCAGCCGCCCUCCACGCACCAAUACCUGUUCCCGUUGCUGUACCCAAUUCGUAUCCAAGAUAUGCUUUCAAUUAUGGAGUUAAGGAUCCUCACACUGGAGACAUAAAAUCUCAACAAGAGGAGAGAGAUGGUGACGUCGUUAAAGGAAGUUAUUCACUAGUGGAGCCUGAUGGUUCUACACGAACUGUGUCUUAUACAGCUGAUGACCACAACGGCUUCAACGCUGUCGUCCACAAAACUGGCCAUGCCGUACAUCCAGUACCUGUUCAAGUAGCUCCUAUACAUUAUGCAUCAGCCAUCGGAGUUUCUCCUUACGGCCUUCAUUAAUUCCUUACAUAAUAGUAAUAUCUUCACAGUUCCAUAAUUAUUUAGUUUAUUUAAGUAUCUACUAUAAAGACUCGCUUACAUUUGCUAUUUUUCCAUUCUAAAAUGAUCUCAAUACUCGAUCGAACCUUGUCCUGCAUAUCAGUUAAGAUAAAUGAAAAAAAAAACACGCUUUAUUUAGAUAAAUUUAUAAAAUUAUUGUAUAGUCACCUACACCACCUUGGUCAAACUUGAAUUAAGUCGAUUACACGUAAACAUACACGUGAAGCUAAUAAAAGCGUGUUAAUAUAUGGCAUACAAUGGCAUGUUAACCCAGUGUAAAUGGAACUUUAUAGUGCUACUAUAGAUUUAUUAUAAUGUCUUAAUUGCAUUACCAACAUGAGCUGUACUACCAAAACAUUUACUUUCUAGCAUUGGAAUCAGAAUUGAUGAUAAUAAUUAUAGAUGACAAAUAAUUAUUAGAAGAUUUUUAUUCUAUAUGCGUAAAUCUACAUUUUUUCUUAGCUUUACUAACUUUUUAAUUUUCAAAUGAAUCUGGAUUAUUAAUUUUAUUACAUUUCUUUUUAUGUACUUAUUAAUUAUAAUACUCAAUAAUUUUACCUAAUAAUUAAGUAAAGGGAUGUGAUGAAUUUAACAAAAUGGUAGGUAUAUGAUUUGGUUAUUUUUUUCUAUUUAAAAACUUGUGUAAUUUAAAUCACGAACUGUUCAAUACAUUAAUUUAGUAUUUAAUUAUUUAUAAUUCCUUGUAUGAUUAAAUAAUUAAAUAUUUA